Oryza brachyantha (malo sina) is the source of this 2164-nucleotide messenger RNA. Its product is annotated as GTP-binding protein At2g22870. NCBI's taxonomy places the organism in Eukaryota, Viridiplantae, Streptophyta, Magnoliopsida, Poales, Poaceae. Bases 874 to 1803 code for a protein of 309 amino acids. The transcript is spliced from 6 exons. Gene Ontology annotation, molecular function: GTP binding. The record is from RefSeq and is a predicted model, not a curated record.
GUAAGGGUUUAUAUGUGAAAUAACCAAACUAAGGCCGCAGCCUUCGGCUCUCCACCCACCGGCGACGAGCAGAGCUGCAGAGGGGGAUGGUAGGAGAGGAAAGAGGAGAACCGGUGGCUCGAGGAGUGGAAGUGUGGAGGCGCUUCGCUGGGCGCGCCGCAGCCGCGCGUCGUCUCCAUCCUCGUCUACAAGGAGGACAUCGUCCGUGAAUUCGUACGCGACCUACCUUCCUCCUGAGAAUUUGAUGAUGGAGGACCUCCACUGCCCUUCCCGCUGCCAUCGUAUUCCUGUUCGCUUGUAGGCUAUAGCCUCUGCCGUGUUCAGAUUAUGGUUGCUCGUAAACUGCAAUGAACUAUUCCGGACUUGGAGCUCUGAAUUCAUCAUCAUCUAAGAAGGAUCAAUGAAUUACUUGUGUAGCCCUUUUCACAUCAUUGUGAUCUUGAACCCUUGAGUUUAGUAUGAAAGAGAUAUAGAGGACUGCCUUCUGAACAACGAGAGCGUUUAGAAUAAGCAAAUGCUCUGUCUAUUCCACAAUGAGGGCAAAACCGCAAAAAUGAACCUGACGAGCUUUGCUCUUGUAUUUCCGUGGGAUUGGAGAAGCAUCGAGUCAAAAGGGCAAACCCAUAAAAUAUCUAGGUAAAUCUCUAAUUCCAUUCUCUUUUUUACCACAGUAUUUUCUUUGAAGAAAACUCAGGGCCGUCUGAUCAUCGAUCGGAUGGCUCACGCCCAGCCAUCUUCCUUGCGGCCCCACCCAAUCCUCUCGUCCCGUCUCCCAGCAGAGCCUCCAAUACCCCAUUCCUGCCUCCCAAAACCCACCCGCAGCUUCGCCCAUCCUCCAAACCCCCGACCGCCGCCGCCCGCCCGCCGGCGGCCAUGCUCCUCCACCACCGCCUCCUUCCUCGCCUCCUCCUUUCCCCCUCGGCCCCUGUAACCGCCUCCCUCUUUCCGACCCGCCGCAUCCUCUCGCCUUGCUGCUGCUCCGCGCUCUCCCAAGUGGCGGCGCCACAAACCAUCGACCACUCCGACGACGACGAGCCCCAGGGGGAGGUGCAGGUGCAGCUACCUCUCGACCGGCUCUUCCUGCCGCCCGGGGCAAGCGUGUCCGCCGGGGACGCGGAGGCGGUCACCGCGCGGGUCCUCAAGGGCUCCAACAUCGUGCUGGGCCCGUACGCGCGCGGCGACGCAAACGUGAUCGCUGCGGACUUCGUGAAGAGCAGCGUGCGCCCUGAUGACUGCCCCAGGGACGGGCUACCGGAGUUCGCGCUUGUUGGUCGGUCCAACGUCGGCAAAUCGUCGCUGCUUAACUCACUCGUCCGGCGGAAGCGCCUCGCGCUCACUUCCAAAAAGCCUGGGAAGACUCAAUGUAUCAACCAUUUCAAAGUAAACGACAGUUGGUACCUUGUUGAUUUGCCUGGUUAUGGAUAUGCUGCUGCACCACAAGAAGCUCGUACGAAUUGGGAUGAAUUUACUAGAAAUUACUUCCUCAGCAGGGAGAGUUUGGUGUCAGUUUUUCUCCUUAUAGAUGCAAGUAUUCCUGCUAAGAAGAUUGAUCUUGACUAUGCUAGUUGGCUUGGUCAAAACAAGGUCCCCAUGACGCUAGUGUUCACAAAAUGUGACAAGCGCAAGAAGAAGAAGAACGGUGGCAAGAGACCGGAAGAAAAUGUAGAGAACUUCCAGAGCUUGAUCCGUGAAUAUUUUGAGGCAGCACCCCCUUGGAUCAUGACAAGCAGUGUCACCAACCAAGGCCGAGACGAGAUACUUCUGCACAUGUCUCAGCUCAGAAACUAUUGGCUCAAGCAUUAAUUAAGAUGAAAGAAAUAUAUAAUACUAGAACUCGGGCAACAGCAACGGCAUGCAAACCCUGAUGCUUAUUGAUGCCUCGACAGUUCGGCUCCUUUGCAAUCAGGCCUUACCAACUGACGUGCCUUUUGAGCUGUUGAUUGUAAACUAUUGUCCCUAUACAUGAUUACUCAAUCAACAGACUGGGGAAUUGGGAAUGCAAACAAGCUGCUAAAUCAACUACCCUAGGUUUUCUAUUUGUAUAUCGUACAAUCUCAACAUUUUCUCUUUGUUGUUUUCUGAUUAUAAAAAUUUGUAUUAUAUGGGUUUAAAAAUACGCUGUUAUCAUCUGAUCAUCAUUGGGAAUCCCACUUUUUGUUUGUUA